GGCUUUUAUGAUGAAGUAGCAAAUCCCCUGCUUUUGGAUAUUGAAUUGCAAUAUCCAGAGAAUGCCAUUUCAGACUUAACUCAGGCUAAUUUUAGGCAGUAUUAUGAUGGCUCUGAAAUUGUAGUAGCUGGCAAGAUUUCAGACAAUGACCUGGAUUUUCUCACAGCAGAGGUCUUUGCUCAAACCGCCAAUGAAAAUCUAACUCUAAAAGCUGAAGUGCAGAUUUCAGAAGUUGAAAAUGUCACUCAGCAGCAGCAAUACAUUUUCGGUGAUUUCACUGAGCGGCUGUGGGCUUAUUUGACCAUACAACAGCUCUUAGAGAAGCGGGUUUCUGCAGAGACAAAUGAGAAAGGAAACCUGACUGACAGAAUCCUGGAACUGUCGCUCAAGUACAGCUUUGUAACACCGUUAACAUCUAUGGUUGUGACAAAACCAGAGGAAAAUAAAAAUGAGCGCUUUGUGGCUGACAAACCAGCAGAAGGUGGUAAUGUUUGAAUCCAGCCUUGAUUUUGAAAUUGAUGUUCACCCUUUAUAUCAGUUAGUAUAUUUAAUUUAAAAGGCCACUUGUUUUGAUAAUACAGACACUUCAUUUUUUACUUAACUGUCAAUUAAGAUCU
This is a messenger RNA of Rhincodon typus (whale shark), 617 nucleotides long. Its product is annotated as inter-alpha-trypsin inhibitor heavy chain H3-like. Lineage: Eukaryota; Metazoa; Chordata; Chondrichthyes; Orectolobiformes; Rhincodontidae. The record is from RefSeq and is a predicted model, not a curated record. The annotation marks the transcript as partial. The transcript is spliced from 3 exons.